This is a messenger RNA of Polyodon spathula (Mississippi paddlefish), 2901 nucleotides long. RefSeq names its product RNA cytosine-C(5)-methyltransferase NSUN2-like. Gene Ontology annotation, cellular component: nucleus; cytoplasm. Bases 161 to 2419 code for a protein of 752 amino acids. Gene Ontology annotation, molecular function: tRNA (cytidine-N5)-methyltransferase activity; tRNA binding. Gene Ontology annotation, biological process: tRNA methylation. Lineage: Eukaryota; Metazoa; Chordata; Actinopteri; Acipenseriformes; Polyodontidae. The record is from RefSeq and is a predicted model, not a curated record. The transcript is spliced from 19 exons.
UCUAGGGCCCUUUUCCUUUCACGUCCCUGCUAUGAGCAACACCUGCGUUUAGAUUCUAGCAUCUGUCAGUGUAGGUGAAUUUGCUGCCGGGUAGUAUACAAUUGCUUCUUCCAAAAUAUUUGUUCUCCGGUUUAUCUCCAGAGUCGUCUGCGUCUCGAAAAUGGGCAAAAGGAACAGAUACAGGCAGAAAAACCAACAAGACAGAAACGGUGAACCCGGAGGAAGUAGCAGAGAUCACGCUGGCUGGGGAGCUGGAUAUGCUGAUAUUAUCAAGGAAAACAAACUUUUUGAACAGUAUUAUCAAGAGCUGAAGAUUAUCCCAGAAGGAGAAUGGGAGCAGUUUAUGGAGGCUUUGAGGGAACCUCUGCCUGCCACCAUUAGGAUUACAGGUUACAAAAGUCAUGCAAAAGAGAUUCUUCAUUGCCUGAAGGAAAAGUAUUUCAAGGAACUACAAGAUCUAGAGGUGGAUGGCCAAAAGAUAGAGGCUCCACAGCCACUAAGCUGGUACCCAGAUGAGCUGGCGUGGCACACCAACUUGAGCAGGAAAAUCCUGCGGAAGUCACCCCUGCUAGAAAAGUUUCACCAGUUUUUAGUUAGUGAAACUGAAUCUGGCAAUAUCAGCCGACAGGAAGCUGUCAGUAUGAUUCCUCCUCUGCUGCUUAAAAUUGCGCCUCAUCAUAAGAUUCUAGACAUGUGUGCAGCUCCUGGCUCCAAGACAGCACAAUUGAUUGAAAUGCUACACUCUGACAUGGAUAUUCCCUUUCCAGAGGGGCUGGUCAUUGCCAACGAUGUGGACAACAAACGCUGCUACCUACUGGUUCACCAGGCAAAGAGAUUAAACAGUCCUUGUAUUAUGGUUGUAAACCAUGAUGCGUCCAACAUCCCAAGGCUUCAGAUAGACUGUGAUGGCAAAAAGGAUAUUCUUUUCUAUGACAGGAUUUUGUGUGACGUGCCCUGCAGUGGUGAUGGGACUAUGAGAAAGAACAUUGACGUAUGGAAAAAAUGGACAACAAGUAACAGUCUUCAUUUACAUGGGCUGCAGAUGAGAAUUGCAGUCCGUGGGGUUGAGCAGCUGGCAGUAGGUGGAAGAAUGGUCUAUUCUACAUGCUCUCUGAACCCUAUUGAGGAUGAGGCUGUCAUUGCAUCACUGCUGGAGAAAAGUGAAGGUGCCUUGGAACUUGUUGAUGUUGCUAAUGAAGUGCCUGGAUUGAAGUGGAUGCCUGGAGUUACAUCCUGGAAGCUCAUGACUAAAACUGGUGAGUGGUAUGCAAAUUGGUCAGAAGUACCACAGAAUAGACACACGCAGAUUCGGCCUACGAUGUUCCCUCCAACUGAUCCAGAAAAGCUAAAAGAAAUGAAGCUGGAGAGAUGCAUGCGGAUACUGCCUCACCACCAGAACACGGGCGGUUUCUUCGUGGCUGUGCUUGUUAAGAAAGCCUCAAUGCCUUGGAAUAGGCGUCAUCCAAAGCUUAGGAAUAAGGGAGCAGAGCCAGCUGCUGAAGCCGAGAAGACCCCUGCUGAAAUUGCUGACGAGGCAGGAGAAGCUGCGGUGGAGGACAAACCAAAGGACCUUGAGGUCUCUAUGGAGAGCACUGUCCAGCAAGAUGGAGUGUGUGGCCCUCCUCCAUCAAAAAAGAUGAAGCUGUUUGGCUUCAAAGAAGAUCCCUUUGUGUUCCUGUCUGAGGAUGAUCCUGUGUUCACUCCAAUCCAGAAGUUUUACAACCUCACACCAAACUUUCCCAAGAUGAAUGUGCUAACUAGAACGCACGAGGGGAAGAAACGAAACCUGUACAUGGUAUCCAAGGAGCUCCGGAACGUACUGCUGAACAACAGCGAGCGUCUGAAGGUUAUUAACACUGGAGUUAAAGUUUGGUCCCGUAAUAAUGAUGGGGAACAGUUUGGAUGUGCCUUCAGACUUGCUCAGGAGGGCAUUUAUACUCUCUACCCAUAUAUUAAUGCCAGGAUCAUUACUGUCAGUGUAGAAGAUAUCAAGGUGCUUCUGACACAAGAGAACCCCUUCCUCAGCAAACUGGAAGCACAGUCACAUGCACAGGCUAAGCAGUUGGGUAUGGGAAGCAUUGUACUGAGAUAUGAACCUGACCCAAAGAAUCAAGAAGCCCCACAAUGUCCCAUUGAGCUGUGCGGAUGGAGGGGAAAGACUUCCAUCCGAGCCUUUGUUCCAAAAAAUGAGCGCUUUCACUAUCUCAGAAUGUUGGGGGUCGAGGUCUUCCGGGAGAAGAGACAGGAUGACAGUUCAGAAGCCAUGGCUGAAGGGGAGAAGGAAGGUGGAGACCGAGGUUCUAUGUCCAUGGAAACAGAGGUAGAUGGUGAACAAAAUGUGGAACCCCCAAAGGCUGAUACAGAGGAACUGAAAGAAACUGCAGAGUCUUCCACUGACUCAAACCGAGAGUACUGCUGAAACUAAAUAGAAAAAAAAGAGAUAAUUUGCAAGGUAGUAGCAGUGCCAUUUCAUGUUCUGUACACUGGUGCCAUCAUGGUUCAGUUGCAGCAGACAGUUUCUUAAAAAAAAAAAAAAAAAGCAAGCAGAGCAGGGAAAAGCUAUUUUUGUUGGUCUGGUUUUGUACUGUACUGUUCCCAAACCACCAUCUUUUAUGUUUUGAAGAAAAUAGUUAGCCAGAGAAUUUGACGAUCUGGUUUUUGUAUGCUGUGGAGGCAAAAGCUACAAGUCCAGGCACCUUCCAUUCAGAGAAUAAAUCUAGACCAAAAGUGACUCCUUGAGUGGUCAUCAUGAUGCUUGAUUUUUGUUUUAUUAAAGUUUGUUUAUUUUAAGUGUUUUUUUUUUUUUCUCUACGUGCAACAACUUCCAAAGGCAAAUUUAAGAGCCUAAUAAAAUAAUUACAGUGACUUGCAGUUUGACAAAUAAAGUACAAAAUGAGUUUA